GGAGAGUUAAGGUACCUCUGUAAAUUGCCUGGCGCGAAAGCGGAAGCAAAGAUGAUAGCAAGACUACUACCUGAAUCUCACCUUUUAAUAGGAGAGCAAGCAACAAAGGAGGCGGUUCUUCAGAGGAUACCCUCAGUAAGUCUCGUACAUUUCGCUGCUCAUGGUGACGCCGAAAGAGGGGAAAUUGCUCUUACUCCUCCCGACUCCACUAUGGGGAUUCCACAUGAACAAGACUACUUACUCUCAAUGGCCGAAAUCUCACAAGUUAGACUAACCGCCAAACUGGUGGUCCUUAGCUGUUGCCAUACCGCACGUGGACAGAUCAAAACAGAAGGCGUUGUUGGAAUCGCUCGAGCAUUCUUAGGAUCGGGUGCACGCUCAGUAGUGGUGGCAUUGUGGGCCUUACAAGACGAUGCAACAGAGCAGUUCAUGAGAAGAUUCUACGAAAACCUUGUCCAAGGAGAAAGUGCAAGUGAAUGUCUUCACCGGGCCAUGAAGUGGAUGCGAAAUAACGGUUUCUCUGAAGUGAGGCAGUGGGCACCUUUCAUGCUGAUUGGGGAUGACGUGUCAUUCCACUUUGGUGAAGAAUUAAAAGUAAAGUGAAGGUAAUUGCUUUCCAAUAAUAAGGGCCAUAGGAAGUCUGCCAGGUCUUUUUGUAUUGCAGUUUUAUCAACUUUACAUCAUGUACUUUUAAGUACUAAAUAAAAAGCAGUAUUUACACUUAUAUGCCACAUUGUUGACUAAAUCUGAAGUCAGCUUUUACAAUGACUGAGGUAAAAUAUCAACCGUUUUUUUAACAUCGAAGAUACAUAGAGGAUAUUACACGGUGGCGAGAAGGUAUGAAUUUUAUGUUCGAGUGGCAAGAACAAUAUCUCACGAGUGAGCGAAGCGAACGAGUGAGAUAUUGUUCUUGCCACGAGAACAUAAAAUUCAUAUCUUCGAGCUAACGUGUAAUGUUCUUUUUAUUAUAUGGAGAAACCAAUUCAACAAAAGCAAUAGGCGGGAAUCGUGACGUCAUUGAACGAUACGACACUCACAAAGGUGACAUACGGAAAAUACGCCACUCGGGUCCCGGAUGAAGUGGCGUAUGGAAUCUACGAGUGGUUUAGUUCCCAGUAAAACACUCUCCUCCAUAUAAUAAUAAACAAUAGUGACCGCACGCUUCAGCUAGCGCUCCGCGUUAUCGCAUAUGUGUAUUUGUUGUUAGGCUAUAGUUAAGAUCAUUUCUUCUUUUUCUUCGUCGACUAAUGUUACUUUUAGUUGUAUUAAGUUGUAUUUUUUUUCCUGUAAAGAUGACCCGCCUUCCCGCGAGCAUGUUAUAAUUAUGCUGUUACCUCAAAACACAAAAAAAAAAUGUAUGUAUAUAUGUAAACACCACAAUUAUUUGACCACACUUCGGUAUUUAUCAGUCAAAAUCACAACCUAUGCAUAUGUGAGGCUUUGCAUUUAAAAACAAAAACACUAAAGCCCCGUAUUCCUACAGUAACACAGAAUGAUUUUAAAUCUUUUCUCUUUUCCUUAUAUAUGAAGCACAAAUAAUUGAAUAUUGUUUCGGGAUAAAAAUAUUAUGGCGGAGAUCUAGAUCUGAAAAUUGAUCGAAAACCCCGAAAACUACAAAUUGUGGACUGUGUAUGGAGUUUUGACCGUAACUAGAGGGCUUUUCACGGACACUGACUGAAGUACAUCAGUACACUGGUUCUAAACUUGGACCAAAGAGGAAAGACUGAGAUUCGAGAGGUCAUCAAGGAAAGAAGUUUCAAACCUAUGUUAGCUGUGCACCCUGUUUUUCAUUUAUGAUGCCAGUAAUUGGAAAGUUUUAGCGGUGAGAUAAUUUUAAAUAAGUAAUUAAACCUCUUCCGUGACAAUAAAGCCGGAGGAUCCCUCUUCCAUGUAAAAUGAACCUAAAUGCCAUUUACCUCAGCCGAAGUCUUUUGUAGUGAAUGUAUGUGUUUUACUAAUUCUUAUGUUUCCUAUACAUUACUGUUGCAGGUAUUACACUAACGACACACCAUCGAAUAACAAAACAGCCCUUCCGCUGAAUUCCAGUGAGGUAGUUCGUGGUGGAAAAUGUAAAGGUCAACCUCUUCAGCAUACGAACAUAACCCAGACAAGAAGAAUUCAAAAGAGAACUGACUUGCUUGGCCCAGCCGCUCAUGUUUGUCGACUUAAUUAUUUUUCCCACUGAUUUUAAUCUGUGUGUGUGCGUG
Molecule: messenger RNA, 2207 nt
Organism: Porites lobata
Lineage: Eukaryota; Metazoa; Cnidaria; Anthozoa; Scleractinia; Poritidae
Source: the annotation of a GenBank genome assembly